Molecule: messenger RNA, 5615 nt
Organism: Lampris incognitus (smalleye Pacific opah)
Lineage: Eukaryota; Metazoa; Chordata; Actinopteri; Lampriformes; Lampridae
Gene: gaa2
Product: alpha glucosidase 2
Exons: 21
Coding region: 139-3075 (978 amino acids)
Biological process (GO): carbohydrate metabolic process
Molecular function (GO): carbohydrate binding; alpha-1,4-glucosidase activity
Source: RefSeq, a predicted model, not a curated record
CUUCUGUCUCGACUCUGUGAAUUUAGCACAUCGCUAGCUGUCAACCCAUGUUCAACAAGACAAAUUUUAUCAGCUGUUCGUGUGGCCGGUCUCAGAAGAUCCCUCAGGUGAAGGUCCAGGGUCAGUGUCACUAUCAGGAUGGUGUCAUACAAACGUCUGAACCCUGAAGAUGUGCAGUUCACAAGUGCGGUGUUGUCAGAAGAGCCUGCUCCUGUCCUUAAAGAGGUGGUGGUGACAGAAGAAUGUGAGCGUCCCUUGCUCCCAUGGAGACCGUCAUGCUCUGUCACUAAAAGUCUGCUGGUGCUGGGCUUCCUGCUGUUGCUGCUCUGUGUGGGCUGGCUCCUGGCAACGUUAAUCUGGCUGCAUGGACCUUCCAGUCAAAACCCACAUAAGUCCCCAUUACCUGUUCCACCACAAACAUCAGACUCUCAAGAAGGACAAACGGGGGCAAACCAGACUGCAGCUGUUCCAAACCUUGAGACUUGCAGUUUAAUCCCUGAGGCCUGGAGGUUUGACUGCUAUCCUGAAAGAGGGACAGUUGUGACCAAAGCGAUGUGUGAGGCAAGGAGCUGCUGCUUUAUUCCCACCUCUGCAUCUUCCUCCACAUCUUCCCAGCCUCGAACAGGGAGGGAUGGUGUUCCAUGGUGUUUCUACCCUCAAGAGUUCCCAACCUACUCGCUUGUGUCAAUAAAUGACACAGCCCUGGGACAGAAAGGCAAGCUCGAGAAACAGGUCAGGACCUACUACCCUAGGGACAUCCUAACCCUCGAGCUGGAGCUAUGGUAUGAGACAGAGAAGCGGCUACGUGUUCGGAUUACAGACCCUUCUGAUUCACGGUUUGAAGUGCCGAUUACUGUCCCAAAUGUCACCGAGAAGGCUGGAAAUCUAGCUUACACUGUAGAACUGUCCAAAGAGCCCUUUGGUCUCAUAGUGAAGAGGACCGCUACAGGAGCAGUACUUCUGAACACCACGGUGGCUCCCCUCUUCUAUGCAGACCAGUUCCUUCAGUUCUCUAGCUCCCUGCCCAGCCAGUUCAUCUAUGGCUUAGGGGAGCACCGCUCCUCCUUCCUGCAUGAUAUGCAAUGGAACACCCUCACUAUGUGGGCGAGAGAUGUGCCCCCAAUGGAACUGACUAACCUGUAUGGAGCGCAUCCCUUUUACCUUGCCAUGGAGAAAGGAGGGAAUUCACAUGGCUUCUUUUUAUUGAAUAGCAAUGCUAUGGAUGUGGCACUCCAGCCUGCACCAGCUCUCACCUGGCGGACCAUUGGUGGCAUCCUUGAUUUUUAUGUUUUCCUGGGUCCAGACCCUGGUUCUGUAAUUGCACAGUACCAAGAAGUUAUAGGCUAUCCAGCUAUGCCUAUUUACUGGGCUCUAGGUUACCAUCUCUGUCGCUGGGGUUACAAGACCAGCAAUGCCACCUGGGAUACGGUCAGAAACAUGAGAAAUUAUGGAAUACCACAGGAUGUCCAGUGGAAUGAUAUUGACUACAUGGAGCAUUUCCUUGACUUCACAUAUGACCCUGCAAGUUUCUCCACACUGCCUGACCUAGUCAAGGACCUACAUGCUCACAACCAGCGCUAUGUCAUGAUCCUUGACCCAGGUAUCAGUAGCACCCAGGGUGAGGGGUCGUAUUGGCCAUACGAUGAAGGAUUAAGGAGAGGGAUUUUUAUCAAUGACUCAAAUGGAAACACACUAAUUGGGAAGGUCUGGCCUGGGAUGACAGCUUAUCCUGAUUUUUCCAAUCAUUUCACCCAUGAAUGGUGGCAUGACAACAUCAAGAGGUUCCAUGAGAGGGUGCCAUUUGAUGGGUUAUGGAUUGAUAUGAACGAGCCAUCUAACUUUGUGGAUGGGUCGACCGUUGGCUGUCCGUUGAACAAUCUUGAAAAUCCCCCCUACAUGCCAGGAGUCCUUGGGGGAUUGCUAAGAGCCAAGACUGUGUGUGCGUCCGCUCAGCAGAAGAUUUCUUUGCACUAUAACCUGCACAGCCUCUACGGACUCAUGGAGGCUAAAGCCUCUUCAUGUGCUCUGAAGCGUAUUUUGGGAAAGAGACCAUUCGUGAUCUCUCGCUCCACUUUCCCCAGCCAGGGGAUGUACUCUGGUCACUGGCUAGGAGACAACAGGAGCCAGUGGAAAGACUUAUAUACUUCUAUAGCAGGUAUCUUGACAUUCAACCUUCUGGGCAUUCCGUUGGUGGGAGCCGACAUCUGUGGUUUCAGUGAGGAGCCAAAUGAGGAGUUGUGUGUUCGUUGGACACAGCUUGGAGCUUUCUAUCCCUUUACACGCAACCACAAUGCCAUAGACAUGCAGCCCCAAGAUCCAACUGCUUUCAGCCCCUUUGCACGUACAGCUAUGACGCAGGCUUUGCUGCUGCGUUAUUCUCUCUUCCCUAUCCUCUACACGCUGUUCCAUCAUGCACAUGAGCUGGGGCAUACUGUUGCACGACCUCUAAUGUUUGAAUUCCCCAAGGACACAAAAACAUAUGGGAUAGACAGACAGUUCCUGUGGGGGACAAGUUUGUUGGUGACACCAGUGUUGGAUCCUGGGGUAGAAUAUGUCGUUGGCUACUUCCCGGAGGGGCUGUGGUAUGACUACUACACGGGGGACGUUGUGCGCAGUCAGGGUGAGGAGAUACGUCUCAAUGCGCCUUUAGACAAGAUCAACCUGCACUUGCGAGAAGGCAGUGUCAUACCGACACAGACACCCAACCUUACCCUGUGGGUGAGCAGUGGUCAGCCUCUGCAUUUAAUCUCUGCCCUGUCUGAGGAUGGUUCUGCAAAGGGGGAUCUAUUCUGGGAUGAUGGAGAGAGCAUUGACACCUAUGAGACCAACCAGUACGCUUACAUCGUCUUCACUGUUGCUCAGAAUGUGAUGACUUCUCAAGUGCUCCAUAACCAUUUAGAGGCCACAUACAUCACAGUGGAGUCAGCUUCUUUCUAUGGUGUUAAGGAGGAGCCUAGCAAGGUGUUGAUAAACUCCAGUGAUGCUGCCUUCACCUACAGGGCCAAUCAGCAGAUGUUAACAGUAAAAGAUCUCGGUCUCAACCUCAGCCAGAACUUCACCAUCAGCUGGGUAUAACGUGUCAUGUUUUCAGCAACUGCCAUCUCCUUGUUUUGAAGUCACAACUGGAGAAAUAUGUCAUCUGAUAAGAAAGGAGUCGCUAACAACAAAUAUCCCUUUCACACGGAAUUAAAAUCCUGGGUUUUUACAGGGAUUGCCUUUGGUGUGAGGGUCUUGGAUAUGGCACAGCAGUCUUCUUAGGCAUUGGCAUGGUGUAUCUGACAAUGGCCGUGUUGGUUGCGUUCCGACAACAUCGUAAUUAAUUUUGCUCCAGGACCAUCAUUGCAACUGACCAAUCACAUUGCUGUGUUGUUGUACCGUUGUGAAACUGGGAAAAAGGCUGUUGUGGGAUUAGGUUGUGAGUUAGCGUGGGUUAGCUAUCGGUUAGGUUAAAGUUAGCUAUCGGUUAAGGUUAGGGUAAGGUAACUGUUAGGUUGAGGUUAUGCUAGGUUAGCUUUGAUAUUUUUCCAGUAUUUUUCCCCAUGUCGCAAAGGCAUAACAUCACAAAAAUGUGAUUGGUCUGUUGCAAUGAUGGUCCUGGAGCAACAUUAACCAUGAUGUCAUGGGAACAACACCGUGAUAUCAGAUUGGGCGCAUUGGCAUAUCAUUUCCCUAGAAUCGUGUGGAUCUGAAAGAAUCCUGCAGAAUUCCAUCAUUCACAUGUUCAGUGUGUUGUGUUUUAAACAUUGGGUUAAACACAGCUAGUGAAAAUGAAUAUUCGCUUUGCAUUCUAGCAGCCAAAUAUUCAUGCUUAUUUCGCCUCACUGUUGCUGUGGUGUGGAGCUUGUGUGAUAACAACUGCAAAAAGAAACUGCGUGUUUUGCAUUACUGGUAUUGUAUGAACAUUUGCAACACAUAAGGUUAAUAAAAUCCACCUGCCAUUUUUUCAAGCUCAAUAUAAACAAUGAGGUGACAAUACAAAGGUGAUCAUAGAUUAAGAUCGGGUCUAAUGUAACUAAAAUGUAGGGAUUCACUGUGUGUGUGUGAGGAGGGUUUCUAGGAAUGAGCUAGAAUCAACUUGACUGUGGGAACUGCAGUCUUAUAAUCAAUGUUUGGAUCUGAAAACUAGGAAGAUACCAGGAUUUUGGUGUGAAAGAGGCUAAAGAUAAGUUAUACGGAGGAGGUGAAGACUUGUGAGUCUAUAAAUCCAAAAUUGCGCUCCACUGCUCCUUGUCUGCAAACUGCCUUGAAGGUCUGAAGGACUUUUCAUAUAAAUAUCUCUGAAUUGUCACUACUACUACUACUAAUACUACUUUUGGCUGCUCCCGUUAGGGAGCUUCCAUUACGGGGCGCCACAGCGGAUCUCUGAAUUGUCCCAAUUUUUACAUUUAAAAAAAGACAAUUUGUAAUUUUCUUUCCUUUUUAAAAUCGCAAUCUGCACUUUUUUCUUCUCGUCAUGAGAAAGAUUAUGCGAAAUCAAUUGAAAGGAGGCUCCACCUUCUCUGCCACAAAACUAAAACUGCAAGACUCCUUGCAUUUAGUUUAUCAGGAUGGGUAUUGGCUGGGUGAUAGCCAUAGCGAAUAGUUAUGGAUUAUUUUAUUUUAUCUUAUUUUGUUGAAAAUUUUCCCCCUUUUUCUCGCCAACUGUACCUGGCCAAUCACCAUGCACUCCGAGCCGUCCUGGUCGCUGCUCCACCCCCUCUGCUGAUCCGGGGAGGGCUGCAGACUACCACAUGCCUCCUCUGAUACGUGGAGUUGCCAGCCGCUCCUUUCUGCACCUGUGAAUAUUGUAAUAUUGUGCAGUAGGUGCAUGCGCCUUUACAAAUGGUCAAAAUCUCUGUCUCCACUGUUCUCAGAUUGGUCCCAGAAAAUGUUCUGAUCGUUUUCUAUGUUGUAAGCAUGUUGUUAAUGCUAACUAUCAUAGCUUUUCUAUGCCCGAGGGUAGCUUUCACUGCAAAGCUUUCAUAGAACAACUAAAAUUGUCUUGAACCAUUUUACUGUGAAUUUCCUCAGAAUGGCACUCUGACAACAGGGUCCUUUCUAUACCAAAUGGUAUGAAUCAUAGUUUUUUUCCCCAGAACACCAGUGUUGAAAACUUGCUUAACAACACAAUUGGCAGUUAACCCAAAGUGUAGGAAUUUGCUCAAGAACUCUAGUACGCAUGUCGUCUGAGUCACUUUCCACAAAACCAAACGAAGAUUCCCGAAAAGUGGCCGAUGUAGACAAUGUGGAAACACAGGAGGUUGAAUCAGUUCACCGGGAUACAACGUUUAUUGAGAGAAACAUUUCAUCACGCAUCUAAGUAGAUGUUUCUCUCUGAAGUGACCUCUGAAACAUUUCUCUCUGCAAUGUUUCUCUCUGAAGAGGUCCCUUAGAUGAGCAAUGAAAUGUUUCUCUCUCAAUAAACAUUGUGUCCAGAUGAACUGAUUCAAUGUUCUGUGAUUUCCUUACUUGGAUUAUUGAGCAUGCAUAAAGACAAUGUUGAAACACUCGAGGAAUGUUUUUAAAGACGAUUUCAUAUUCUUUUUGUUUAAAUGUAAAGUAUUUGAUCAUGUUCAACUUCUUAAGUGCUGUGCUCUGAUGAACUGAGUAUCAUUUAAUAAAUGAUUUUGACUUCA